Molecule: messenger RNA, 1155 nt
Organism: Annulohypoxylon maeteangense
Lineage: Eukaryota; Fungi; Ascomycota; Sordariomycetes; Xylariales; Hypoxylaceae
Exons: 4
Coding region: 278-802 (174 amino acids)
Cellular component (GO): mitochondrial outer membrane
Molecular function (GO): nascent polypeptide-associated complex binding
Source: RefSeq, a predicted model, not a curated record
CGUGAAUCAAUACGUCAUUCGACCAAGGGACGGGGGCGGCAGCUACAACUCGUCACGAUCAUUCGUUCAUAUAGCGACUUCUGAGAUUUCUACCCACUAUCGUAUUGUCUUUUUUCUUUGACGAUUUCACAACCCACAUCCACCUAAUUAUUACCAUAAAUCUCUCUUCCCUAAACACAGGGUGACCUAGGCCCAGAAGGACAUUCUACGAUUUGUUCGCCUUUCACAUUAUCUACCUACACAUACCACCUGAUAUACAUACACAACACAAAUCAAGAUGUCAUACGCCGCCGCAGUCGCAUCUGGUCCUAAGCAAACGCCCGAAGAGGCCGCUGCUCCCCAACCCCCGGAGAUUAUCUCUUCCGAAUCAGCAAGCACCGCAUCCCUCGUUGACGUCGACACACCCUCGGUCCGCACAGUACCAUCGGAUUUUAUGGAGCAGGACGUCAAGACCGAAACACAAGCUACUCGUCAAGAGCUCGAAGAUGCGGCCGAGCGCGCUCGCGCCGAGGCCCAUCUCGCCAAGAAGAAGGGUUCCGGAAGGGUGCGCAAAGCAGAUAGUGUUCUGACUCAGUGGUUUAGUGAUUUGAGCGACAAUGCCACCACUGCCUUGGUCGUCUCUAACUUGACUGCUGUUAUCGGUCUCAGCGCGUACUUGGGCUACAAGGCUUGGGGCUUAUAUGAGCGUGGACGGUUAGGUUGGAAACCCGUUGGCCUUGGUGUCGGUAUUCUAGGCGGCGUGGGCCUCAUAGAAGGUAUCCUGGGAGGUUACCUCUACAAAGGGAAGAAAAAGCAGUCGUAGAUGACUUUCUAGUACGAUGUCAGUUGUCCUAAUCGGUCGUCUUCACGCGUUAUGAGGUUCAGGGGUGGCGAUUAUCGGCAACACAAGGUUCUCUGCUCAUAGUUUAUUCCAGCCGAGUUGUUUUUAGUACGACUUCCUUAUAUGACUUGUUCGUAUUCUAUGCUCCUUACACGAGCCUCCCACACCUUAUAUCGAAUAUGCUUAAACUCGAGGUUUCAUUCGUUCCUAGGAAGAGGUGAAUACUAGUCGAUUUGAGUUAGUCUACGCCCUUCUAACAUUAUUCCCGGUGAUGGCGUCAGGCGUAACGUAAGCCCUUUGCUAGAUCUCCGUGACGAUAAGACAAGACGUUAGAG